AUGGAGGCCAGGAAAAAUGAAAACAGUGAAGUUAUUUGUUUAGAAGAUGCCAUAGCGCUAGCUAAUUGUAAUAGAGAUAACACAUUGUCAAUUGACAAUGCAAAUGACAAAGUGUUUUUAAACCAUACAAUAUUAAUGGAUAAGAGUAUGGAUCUUUUUAACAUGGAUGUGGAAACGUAUCAAAAAAGUGAAUAUCAAAGAAUUUUUAAUUUGAACUCCCGAAAAUUUGUAGAAGACCCCAAAUUUACUUCAGAGCCAAAUGGCAAAGAAAAAAAUACCAAUCAAAAGAGGAAAAAAUCAAAAGCAGAGAGUGUGAUUGAACCUCAAAUGCACAUGAUAUUGAGUUUCUUUCUACCUUUUAUAGGAUGUCUUUCUUAUUUAUUUAACUUAAAAUAUGAUGAAACAACACCAAGACGUAAAUAUGUUAACAAGGCACUAUGUGUAGGUUGUGCUAUGAGUGUUAUAUACUCCUUUAUUAUAUGCUCAUUAUUGGGACAAUAUGUAUACCAGUAUAAUUCAGAAGAUUUGUAUGGAUAUACAUACUAA
This is a messenger RNA of Plasmodium vinckei vinckei, 546 nucleotides long. RefSeq names its product conserved Plasmodium protein, unknown function. Lineage: Eukaryota; Apicomplexa; Aconoidasida; Haemosporida; Plasmodiidae. The transcript is spliced from 4 exons. The record is from RefSeq and is a predicted model, not a curated record. The coding region runs from base 1 to 546 and encodes 181 amino acids.